AUGGCUGAGAACUCACAGCAGUUUGGUUCAAGAGAGGACAUCCCGACGCGUAGGGUGAAUGAGGUGGAAACGUCCUCUAUCCAACAGCAGAUCUCCGAAUUAACAUCUUUCGUAAGACAAUUAGCUGUGGGGAGUGCUUCACAAGUCAAAGUGUGUGGGGUGUGCACUGCCGUGGGUCAUCCUACGGAAAUGUGUCCACUGGUUCAAGAAGAAACUGCAGAACAGGUGAAUAUGGCUGGCCACGCGCCCGCGCCAAGAAAGCAGUACGACUCGUACUCAAACACCUACAAUCCUGGUUGGAGGGAUCACCUCAACCUUAGCUAUGGAGGAAAUAGGCAGUCUAACUUUGUGCCAAAUAGACAGCAAGGACACCAACAGCAGUACCAUCCUCGCCCACCACCACCACCAACCCCUUCAAACUCAAGUCCGUCCAUGGAAGAAAUGAUGAAGCAAUUACUUGCUAACCAACAAAAGACGGAUUCAAACUUGCAAAGCAUGAGGAAUCAACUGGGACAGGAAGUUCAAGGACCCGAACCCGUGAUUCCUAAAGACAAGGACGAGGAAUGGAUUGAGAAAGAGUUGGAAGAGGAGGGCAGAGAUAACAAAAAUGCAAAGGUGCUCUCGAAACCAAUUCCUACAACUAAAACUAAUCCACCUCCCUUUCCUAGCAGGUUUGAGAACCCAAAGAAGCAAGACAAGGAGAAAGAAGUUCUGGAGAUCUUCCGCAAGGUACAAAUCAAUAUUCCCCUAUUAGACGCCAUCAAACAAGUGCCGAAGUAUGCAAAAUUUUUGAGGGACUUAUGUGUCAAUCGAAGGCGGUUGAGGGGAGAUGAAAGGGUCAUUGUGGGAGAGAACGUAUCAGCAGUUCUCCAAAGGAAGCUUCCACCGAAGUGCGGGGAUCCAGGUAGGUUUACUGUCCCAUGUAGAAUAGGUAAUACUUUGAUUAGAAAUACCAUGCUGGACUUAGGAGCAUCGAUCAACGUAAUGCCUAAAUCUAUGUAUGCUUCUCUGAACUUAAGUCCAUUAAAAGAAACUGAGAUAGUAAUCCAAUUAGCUGACCGAACAAAUGCAUACCCUGAUGGGUUGGUCGAGAAUGUGUUGGUCAAGAUUAACGAUUUGGUAUUCCCAGCUGACUUUUAUGUACUUGACAUGGAUGAUGAUCACUCUUCCGAUCCAUCGCCUUUGUUAUUAGGUAGACCGUUUUUUAGCACAACCCAGACAAAAAUUGAUGUUCAUAAGGGUGAUCAUGGCGUGCCCGUGCGAAGAGGGCACGCAUUAAUCUCACAAGUUCCAACUUCAAGGUCAGAGGAUGUUUCUAAAACAUGGCAUGCCCACGCCAUGUUCGUAAAAUCUCAACAUUACGAAGUGGAAUCUUGGCGUGUCCACGCGGAGAGGGCACGCGUUAAUGUUCAAAAACUGAUUCUCAAGGUCAGAGAAUGUUUUCUAAUCUUGGCGUGCCCACGCCAUGUUUGA
This is a messenger RNA of Coffea eugenioides, 1473 nucleotides long. RefSeq lists its product as uncharacterized. The coding region runs from base 1 to 1473 and encodes 490 amino acids. The transcript is spliced from 3 exons. Lineage: Eukaryota; Viridiplantae; Streptophyta; Magnoliopsida; Gentianales; Rubiaceae. The record is from RefSeq and is a predicted model, not a curated record.